UGAAAAAUAUUAAAAACGCGUGAAAAAUUAUUUUUAUUUCUUUACUUUUCAUUUGACAAAACGAAUAAAAAUUAAUUUAAUUAAAAAAUUUAAAUAAAUAAAUAAUUAAAAAAAAAAUUAAAUUCAAAAAAUUCGGUAAUUCAAGUGAACAAAAAAAAAAUAUAAAUGCCAAAUCAUCAUAAUAAAAAGAAACAUAAGUCGAAGAGGAAGCCUCACAACGAUUCAAACAACAACCGGCAGUCAGUUGAUACAGUCAAUAUGGAUGGUCUUGCAAUUGCUGACGAAGUGAACGAAAAUCCAAAUCCCGAGCCCAGAAGUCACAAGCCAUACAGAAUUGCCAAAUCCGAUGUUAUGGGUCGAUAUCUCGUGGCAAAUCGCGAUCUUCGUGCCGGAGAGUUGAUCAUCAAAGUAGAUCCCGUUGCCGUUGGUCCUUGUGCCGAAUCGAAUCCCGUGUGUCUUGGAUGUAGCACAGAUUUGCCGCGAUGCCAGAAGAAAGUUCACAAAUGCAAAAAUUGCGGAUGGCCUCUUUGCGGCGCCAAAUGUCGCGGUAUUAAGAAAGAUUUGGGACACAGCACGUACGAAUGUGAUGAAUUGCGAAAACAUCGUGUCUCGGAUUUCCUUCAAGAUUGCAGCGAACAAGAUGCGAGUCACAUGUACGAAGCGAUUUUGGCGCUACGUUGCCUUUUGCUGAAAAAUUACAAACCCGAGUUGUGGGAAAAGUUGAACGAAAUGGAGUCACACAACGAAUUGCGACGCGGAAUUCCCGCCCUAUGGAGUCGAAAUCAAAAAAUAAUUGUCGAUCGGAUACGAAAAGAUUGGAAAUUCGAGGAAUUUACGGAAGAGGAAGUUCACACAGUCUGCGGGAUAUUAGAAGUGAACUCGUUUGAAGUUGGAACAGUUGGAUGUCGUGCAAGAGCUCUUUUCCCCGAGGCGUUUUACAUUUCGCACGAAUGUUCGCCGAAUACGACACACACAGAUCAUCCGCGAAAUCACGCGAUUUCACUGCGAAUGACGAAAGACAUCAGAGAAGGCGAAAUGAUCUCACUCAGUUACUCGUAUACGUUGCAAGGAACUCUCAAGCGGCGACAACAUUUGAAAGAUUCAAAGUUCUUUUGGUGCGAAUGUCGGAGAUGUAAGGAUCCAACGGAAUUGGGGACUUUUACGAGUGCCUUGCAAUGCCCCAAUUGCAAUGGCGGAUAUAUUUUGACGACAAAUCCGCUCGAUCAAGAUGCUCCGUGGAAGUGUCAAAAGUGUGAAAGGACCUUGACGGGGAAAGAUGUCCUCUCGUUAGUUGAUAAUUUGUUUGAGGAGAUGGAAACUGUCGAUCCGAAUGCUACAGAAGGCUAUGAAGCGUUUUUAUCGAAAUAUCGCAACGUUCUCCACAAAAAUCACUACUUAAAUCUCUCAGCCAAACACAAUCUCUGUCAAUUGUAUGGCCGAACAGCAAGUCACAUGUUGCAGGAUAUGUCGCCGGAAGAGUUGAGUCGCAAAGAAACCAUUUGUCGCGACUUGUUGGAAGUAAUUGACAUUCUCGAGCCGGGUCUAUCGCGUUUGCGUGGCGUUGUAAUGUACGAAUUGCAUGCUCCGCUGAUGAUGCAAGCACGAAAACUCUUUGAAUCCCGAAAAAUAAGUACAAAUGACCUGAAAAAUCGCUUGAAGGAAGUCGUAAAUUUAUUGCGCGAAUCAGAGAAGAUUUUGAGUUUUGAGCCGGAAGGCACGCAGGAAGCUGAUAUGGCGAUGGGAGCGAAAGAUGCCCUCAUGCGUCUCGGAAAUAGUGUAAAUUUUUGA
Molecule: messenger RNA, 1788 nt
Organism: Culicoides brevitarsis
Lineage: Eukaryota; Metazoa; Arthropoda; Insecta; Diptera; Ceratopogonidae
Product: SET domain-containing protein SmydA-8-like
Exons: 4
Coding region: 166-1788 (540 amino acids)
Molecular function (GO): protein binding
Source: RefSeq, a predicted model, not a curated record